AUGACUAACCCAGGUCUGCGUCGAGAAGUAAUCAACAUCUACAAAGAGCUCCUGAACUUGGGCAAGAAUUACCCUCAGGGUUAUCCAUACUUCCAGACUCACCUGCACAAAUCAUUCGCCAGUCAGACCGGUCUUCAAGAUGAAAAGGAUAUCAGGAAGGGCAUAGAGAGGGCCGAAUAUGUGAAGAAGGAGAUUGAGGCACUUUAUUAUUUGAAGCGAUAUAGGGCGCUUCGCCGGCGCUACGGUCAAGCUUAA
Molecule: messenger RNA, 255 nt
Organism: Letharia columbiana
Lineage: Eukaryota; Fungi; Ascomycota; Lecanoromycetes; Lecanorales; Parmeliaceae
Exons: 4
Coding region: 1-255 (84 amino acids)
Biological process (GO): respiratory electron transport chain
Cellular component (GO): mitochondrion
Source: RefSeq, a predicted model, not a curated record